Molecule: messenger RNA, 435 nt
Organism: Rhizoctonia solani
Lineage: Eukaryota; Fungi; Basidiomycota; Agaricomycetes; Cantharellales; Ceratobasidiaceae
Exons: 3
Coding region: 1-435 (144 amino acids)
Source: RefSeq, a predicted model, not a curated record
AUGUCUUACAACUAUGGCAAUGAUUAUAGCUCUGGUGACAACGACACCCGCCGCAAUGUCGGAUACGAUGCCAGUGAGGCAGAUGCUAGAGGACUUCAUACCGAGGCUGGGAGGAAUGCUAUGAACCACUUCAAUAAUGCAGCUGAAGGUGUCGGGCGUGCUGCUGCCGAAUUCAAUUCUGGUGGAGGGCGUGAUGCUGUAGAAUCAGUUGGGAACCCGAUCGCCAACCGAGACGAAGGCGAAGACAAGACGAACCCGUUCCUGAGGCCAGCCCAAAUGCUGGCAGAGGCUACACAGGAAGGGCUCAAGGGGAUUCCCGGUGCUAUAUUUGAAUUUGCGACUGGUCAAUAUGAAGCGCAUAAAAUGCACGCCGAGGGAAACCAGCGUAGUCAGGAGCAAUCGAGUUCAGGAGAGAUUAAUAUUGAGGAUACAUAA